GGGUUGAGGUGUCAAGGUGCACGCUGGAGGUACGUACCGUUCGUUGGAGCUACCACGUGUGGCUGCUGGCGCAAAGGGAAGUACGCGAGGUGCCCGUUGCUGUGGAGACCGUGUCAACAAAGCAGCCCGGUUACCAGCGCCAACCCAUCGCAUCGUCUGGAUUGAGAUGGUUUCCUCAGUUACAGCACUUGGAACUCCUCCAUCUUUUCUUCUCAGCGCAGGCCUCACCUUGUCCCUCCCCUUGCGUCGUUGCCUGCUUCAUGCCCGUCACAGAGCGCACCGACGCCAAAAUUCGACACCGACGGCAUUCGAAGGAGUGAAGAUCCAGCCCUUGCCUCAAAAUGUCCAGCGUCAACGAGCCCUCGGCCACCGCCGAGGCCUCAGCCUAGACACAAGACGGCAAGACUUUGCUACGGUAAGUAUGACUACUAACACAGGACUAGCACAACCGCAGCAUGUACUGCGAGAAGCGCAGCAGCAACGCAUCCAAGCACGCCCGGGCCCCCGCCAGCAAGCACACCUUCGACAACACUCACAACAGCAAAUUCACCCACAUCACCAAAUGUUCAUGGCCGCCGGCGACCAUGAAACUUACCUUAUGUCCCCCCAUGGCACACCCCACACCCAUCGCUUCAACCCCUCAUGCUUUGAAUCAUCUCCCGUGCAGUACAACCAGUACGGCAACCAGAUGAACGACAUGAUGGCCAAGAACCAGCAGGAUUACGCCGGUACCAUGGGAGGCAACAAGGACUUUGAGCUCUUUGCCUCUGACAGUGCCCUCUCGACCCCUUCCUUCAUGAACUUUAGUGACACUCCCGGAACCCCCCAGGGCUGGAUCUCCGAGGACGAAACUGCCAGCACGAGGCGCUCCUCGAGGAGGAUCAGCAAUGGCAUCAUGGACCGGGUUAACAAGUUCGAGACGAUGGGCAUGGAGAUGCAGAGACCAAUGACGCCACCUGACCAGGAUGCAACAAACUACUUCCCCCCUACCCCGAUGGAGACGCCCCACGGCAGGGCUGUGAAGCACGAGCCCAUGUCUGCAAGGCCGGUUCGGUUCACCGAGGGCUACGACGAGUCGAUGGAGGAGACGCUGAAGCCCAUCAGACGGACGAACCAGCGCGCCCAAAACAUCUUUGAGGAGCUGCGGAGACAAUCUGAGGAGAACGUCAUGCCUGGAUCCCAGCAACCCGCUCAGAUGGCUGAUGGUCUGUACGACCACGUGGUCCCCACCCCGGAUUUCAUGAACAUGAACAACUUCAACAAUGAGUUCAUGAAGAUCCAGGGUGGCUACGAUGGCCUCUCAGACGAUGUCCGGAUCCCCGGCAACAUGUCCCAGCAAUCGACUCCUCACACACCUCUCAUGAACUUUCACAGCGCAUUCGAUACCAGGCCCGAUCUCCAUCAUCCCAACAUGACCGUCGGCUCUUCCUCUCCUAGCAGAUCCUUUGACGACUCCCGCCGCUCUUCGCCUCAUCGUCGCACCCAGUCCCUCGCCAGUAUUGCCAGCGCCGCCAGCAUUGCGAGCAUCAACAUCGAGGAAACCAAGACUGAGACUGGCGUCACCAUCGAUGAGAUCGCAAUGUACAUCACAGGACCCGAUCCCAACGACGGCAAGUGGACUUGCGUGUACGAGGACUGUGGCAAGAAAUUCGGACGCAAGGAAAACAUCAAGUCGCACGUUCAGACACAUCUCAACGACCGACAAUACCAGUGCCCUACUUGCAAGAAGUGCUUCGUUCGCCAGCACGACCUGAAGCGCCACGCAAAGAUUCACACUGGCAUCAAGCCCUACCCCUGCGAAUGCGGCAAUAGCUUUGCCCGCCACGACGCUCUUACCCGCCAUCGCCAGCGCGGCAUGUGCAUUGGAGCAUUCGAUGGCAUCGUCAAGAAAGUCGUCAAGCGCGGUCGCCCCCGCAAGCACCGUCCCGAGAUGGACGAGCGCGUCAACAAGUCGGCUCGCACAAGGACCAAGAACAAGUCCACCACUUCCUGUUCAUCGCAAUCUGGCUACUCUGACAGCUCCGCGGUCAACUCGCCGGAAAACGACUUCAACAUGAUGUCAGACGACCACUUCGAAAUGGGCGGCAUGAGCAUCGAGCGACCAGGAAUCGACGACAUGCCCCUUCAAAUCACCACGGUGUCAUCCGCCCCCAUGCCUUCGUCGCCCCCCCGGAUUCACAGGGAAUUGCGUGAAUUGCAUCUGGAACCAUCUCCGGCCGCGAGCCACAAUUCCGGAUACGUAUCGCCCGAGGCCCUCAUGGAGGCGCCGACCUCGUUGCCCCAGCAACCCGAGUCGCCAGCCAAGAGCGAGUAUAACACACCGCCGGAACUUUCCCAGUCUUCGUCUCCGCCACCCAAUCAGUUUUUUGACGCCGAGCCUAACACCACUGGCUUUAGCGACGAUUCACUGCUCGCUGGAAUGAGAGGCAAUGCCGGCCCCGUCGGUAAUACUAGCAUCUCAAGCCUGGGUCUGGGCGAUGCCGACGACGAACUCCUCAUGAAAGCUUUCACGACCGAGGAGGGAAUGGCCCAGUUCGAUCGCGACCCAAGCAUGCUCAUGAUGAGCAAGUUUGACGAGGAAUUUGACGACGCAGUCGACAUGUUCACGCACAACGACGACGUCUUCUUCGGUAGCUCAUAACACGGAUGGGGGUUUCAUUUUUCCUUUCGGCGUAAAGGUUGCGUUCGAAUGGGCAUUGAACGACGUCAUGGCUUCUUGAUUUCGGCAACUUGUACGUUAUGACGCUUUAUGCUUGUGCUUGCCUUUGGUCUUUUCGCAGCACUGCCCCGGACCUUAUAAUGACGAAGAUGACUCGAGACGCUCUCGUUCGCUGAGCGGAUGUACUACCACAAGGGAAAUGAAAACGUUUCGGUUCAUGGUUAAUUCGGUAUUGGCUUUCGGGUAUUGGCGAUCAGCGGCGGGUUGGCAUUCAUCAAUGGGUUGGGAAUGGGCACGAAUUUUGGCGCAGGGCAACCGAGUAUGCCUCUGCCGCGGCUGGCUUCUAGGUUACGCGAUAGAAGAGAUGCGAUAAAAUUGAAUUUGGAAUGGACUUCAACCU
Messenger RNA from Colletotrichum navitas, 3059 nucleotides. RefSeq lists its product as uncharacterized. The coding region runs from base 167 to 2641 and encodes 824 amino acids. Gene Ontology annotation, molecular function: RNA polymerase II cis-regulatory region sequence-specific DNA binding; DNA-binding transcription factor activity, RNA polymerase II-specific. Gene Ontology annotation, biological process: regulation of DNA-templated transcription. The transcript is spliced from 3 exons. The record is from RefSeq and is a predicted model, not a curated record. NCBI's taxonomy places the organism in Eukaryota, Fungi, Ascomycota, Sordariomycetes, Glomerellales, Glomerellaceae.